This is a messenger RNA of Meloidogyne enterolobii, 1218 nucleotides long. The record is from the annotation of a GenBank genome assembly. Lineage: Eukaryota; Metazoa; Nematoda; Chromadorea; Rhabditida; Meloidogynidae.
AUGGCAAAAUUCGGAACAGACAAACCGGAUACAAGAAUUAAAUGGGAAAUUACUGAUUGUUUAUUGGAAGAUGUUAAUAAUUUGCCAAAUCUUAAAGCAAAAAUGUUUGUUGCAAAAGGAGCUAGAGAUUACUUUGGAGUGACUGAAAAACGUUGGGAAGAGAAAAUUAAUAAGUUGCCUUAUAAAAAGGAUAAUUAUUCAAUUAUUUGCCCAUCACAAAUCAGCAAAUUUAACAGAAUUCCAAUAAAUAAAGGUCAUUUAUUGAAUUUAAAUCUGGACAAGGAUGAUGAUGCUAUUGUUGUUUGUUGGGGUUAUUGUGAAGAAAGUAUUUUAAAAGCUCUAGGUUAUUUACGUAAUUAUUUGGCUGAAGAAAGGGUGGCCUGGCCUUGUAAAUUUAAUUUUGUUUGGAUUCAACGAUUUCCUUUAUUUGUAAAAAACGAGGAUAAUAUCCGCAUCACAUUGCAAAGUACACAUCAUCCUUUCACGGCUCCAAUACCUGAACAUGAGGAUGAUUUGAAAAAUGGAAUAAAUUUGGAUAAAAUUGAAGGUUUGUGGAAAGGAGCGGUUAAAAAAAAGACCCCAACCCUAAGCCAUUUUACGCCUGGUGGUGCAAAUGAAUUUCCUGUGCCUGCUAAUGAUUCGGGCGAAUGUUUUAGUCUUCCACAGAGCCCUCAGAUUUACAAACAAUUGUUAAUGUGUGGAGGAAUUGACAAAUAUUAUCAGGAGCAGUAUAAACCAACCGUUCCUUUUCCUCGUAUGGAUUAUUCUGAAGCGGAUACAAGAAUUACUUGGGAAAUCACUGAUUGUUUAUUGGAAGACAAUUUAAUUAAAGCUAAAAUGUUUGUUGCAAAAGGCGCUCAAAAAUAUUUAACUAAAGGAAGGAUGAUACGUUGGGAACAGAAAAUUGAUAUGUUGUCUUUUAAAAAAGCUCCAAUACCCGAACAUGAGGAAAAUUUGAAAAAUGGAAUAAAUCUGGAUAAAAUUGAAGCUCAACAUUAUGAUCUUGUACUUAAUGGAGAAGAAAUUGGAGGAGGGUCAAUACGAAUUCAUAAUGCGGAACUGCAAGAAUAUGUUUUGACUAAAAUUCUUGAAAUUGAUUCUGAACCUUUGAGACAUUUACUCGAAGCUUUACAAUAUGGAGCUCCGCCACAUGGUGGUUUUGCAUUAGGAUUGGAUAGAUAUAUAGCUAUAUUAAAUGCUAGAGGUUUAUUUAAUUAA